Messenger RNA from Equus quagga, 8237 nucleotides. RefSeq names its product family with sequence similarity 181 member A (gene FAM181A). Lineage: Eukaryota; Metazoa; Chordata; Mammalia; Perissodactyla; Equidae. The record is from RefSeq and is a predicted model, not a curated record. The transcript has 2 exons. The coding region runs from base 2795 to 3673 and encodes 292 amino acids.
CCUCAGUAGGGGUCAGAUUACAAAGGGCCUUCUGUGUUAAGCUAAGGAGGUUAGACUUCAUCUUUGAAUCCAUAAACAUAGCAAUGGGGAGGGUAUCACAUAUAAUGCUGGGAGUUGGUGGAAGUCUUCCUGGAUGUUUGAGCUGGGCCUUGAAGAAUGCCAAGAGGACAGAGUUGACUCAGCAGCCCUGAGUUGGGCCCAAAAAUCAGAGGUUUGAGACUUGUCCUUGAGUGUGUCACCAACUGUAAAUAGGGAAAUAAAUUCUUCCCUGCCCAGAGGCAGGACCACAUGAGAGAAUGACUGUGAAAGGGCUCUCUAGAACAGGCAUAAUUCUUAUUACUGAUGUUUUUCCACCUGUCUCUAUGGCCAGAAAAACACAGAGGAGGCCUCCCCAGCAAGGGUCGAACGUUGAGGCCUGGGGUGUCACCAGGUCAGUGUGGGGCCAUGGGUCAGGUUCCUGGGCCCAGUCUAAGCCCCAGCUGCCUCCUCUCCCUCCACUGACCUCCCGCAGUGCCAGCUCCCAGGCUCCUGAGUCAGAAGGCGGAGUCCCGUCCUCACGGAGGGACAGAGGGCAGAACCCAGGACUUAUGCAGAAAAUCUGGUCUGGGAGGCCUUCCAACCCCACAGCACUCACUCAGUGCCCGGUACUCGGUCGGAGCUCAGGGAAGCCACACGGGUGACGGGAGCCACACAGGCUUUGCACGCAGACGGGCCCGACUUCAGGUUCAAGUUCUGCCAGUUAUUAGCAGUGAGGCCUUGGGAGAGUAACGCAGCCUCACGGCCACCAUAACCCCCUCACCGAGCUGUCGCGGGGUCAGGUGCGUCUUCUGUGUGCGAUCGUCCAUCACGGCUCUUUGCACAAGUCCAACAAGCCUCAGUUUUGUUCGUUCAAGUUUUCUCUUCCCUUUCUUCCUCUCCUCCCUCUUUUCUUCUUUCCUUCCCUCUUUCCUCAAACAGUGGGAAGAACACAUGGGAAGAACAGCCCAUGUUUAGAGCUACAGAGGAUGUUUUAAGAUAUGGACUUGAGCCCCGUGGAGCUGGCCGACCUGUUAGGGACAUUAUUGGCUGAGAAGUGGGAGGAGGCCGGCACAAGCAGGCAGCACCAGGACGGGCUGACAUGGCUUCAGGCGCCCUGGGGCCUCAGAGGAAGCUGAGAUCCAGUGGAGCGGCUCAAGCACGUCGCCAUGCUCUUCAAACGGAGAGGGUGUCCCAGCAAGAGGGGCCGACAUAAGUGGAUGCCGGGAGCAGGAGGCCAGGGUGGAAAUGGAGCCGGCUGGUUUGGGACCAGGGUCCCAGCCGGGAGUGAUGGAGAAGGCAGUGUGGUGGGCCGACACUGGCUUCGGGAGAGAUUCGAAUGUGCUUGUGGCUGUGCACCCUGGUUCCAGCAGGAGGCAGCAGGCACCCGUGCCGGGCAGGAGUCGUGCGGGAGCCUAACCUGGUGACCUGGGGCGUUUUCUCCAGCUGUGUGUGCAGGGUGCUUGGAGCAGAAAGGGCGUUUCCUGCCUGUGCCAGUUAAGGUGUGCUGGGUUAUGCUGUAGAAACAAUCCCCAAAUCUCAUGGGUUUAAAACGAAGAUGGUUUGGCUCCCACUUAACACAAAGGCUACUGCAGGUAGGGGCCACCCUCCCGGCCAUGUGAUGGCCAAUGAUCCAGGAUGCUUCAGUCCAGGGUCACCUCCAUCUCAGUCCACGCUUCCCCGACACCCGCUGCAGGGGAAGGGGGCACAGAGAAUACUGUACCCGCUCCUAAAUGCCUAAAGUGAGUUACCGCGUGUCUGCACUGGGCCGUCUGCUCCAAACCCUUCAUUUGGGCUCUAGGGAGCCUCAGGCCAGAGGGGGAGGUGGGUUGGAGGCAGGCCACCACGGGCAGGUGCCUCACGCCAGCAGCAGCUGCCUAUUGGCCAGCAGGAGGGGGUAGGACCAUCGCUCCUGGGUGAGGCCCCCUGCCUGGCUGGUGCUCCCAUCUGGGCAGCGAGACCUCAGAGAGGAGUCCUUGGCAUUUUAGGUGGUGGUGCAAAAAGGUGGAUUGGUGUAUAGAUCACCAGCCAUUUGACCAACCAGGGGACAGGAGGAAAAAGUGGCAGAGGAAAGGGGAGAAGGCCAGGAAAAAGGAGAGGAGGACGGGAAAGAGGAGGCAGAGCAUGAGGAGAAAGGCGGGAGGCGGAGGGGCCGCCCGGGCUGGCUGGCAUGGAGGCCUCGCCCAUCAGCAUUUCCCAGGCAGCCGCCCUCCGCCCGCGCCUCACCUUCCCUCUGGCCACUCGGUGGGCAGGGCCAACGGCCAGCGGCACUGGGCUCCCUUGCUUGCUCAGAGCGGCCCUGCUUGCGGCCCCGCCGGCGUUGGCACGGUGACAGUAGCCAAGUGUGCAAACUUGUGCCAUUGUCCCCGGGCCAGGGGGAGCCAUGGAGACUGGCUAAUAUGACACAGGAAAAUGUUUGCUGAUGGCAAUUCUAUGGGCUUUGUCCACCUCUUUCUCCAUCAUGACGACUCGAUUUAAGUCCCUAACUGUUUGACUACAAAUGCAAGGGGACCGUGCACCGCCAACCUUUUGUCCGGCCGCGCUGAAUGGGCAAUUCAGGCUUUGUGCAGCUCAAUUGAGGAAGCAAACAUAAAGACAAGAUUCCUGAGGGUUCCGCUGCCUUCCCAUGGAUAUGCCAGCCCCUCGCUAGAGGGCCCUGCCUCCGCUACCUCUGCCGACAGCAGACAGCAGUGUCCGCCCUGUGCCCUUCUCUGGAGCUGCCAGCCCCCCGCAGAACCCACCCUCUUCAUGGAAAGCUCCGUGCAGAGGCCCCCUGGUGAUGGCAUCCGACAGUGACGUGAAGAUGCUGCUGAACUUUGUGAACCUGGCGUCCAGCGACAUCAAGGCGGCCCUGGACAAGUCGGCGCCCUGCCGCCGCUCUGUGGACCACCGCAAGUACCUGCAGAAGCAGCUCAAACGCUUCUCCCAGAAGUAUUCCCGGCUCCCCCGGGGCCUCCCCGGCAGAGGAGCCGAGCCUCACCUGAAAAGGGGGCCUGAGGACCGGCCCGGGAGGCUGCCCCUGGGUGCUGGCCAGGAUUCCAGCCCUGGCGGGGGUGGGGGCUGCACGGAGAAGGCUCUGGGGAACCCCUACAGGGAGGAAUGUCUCUCCAAGGAGCAGACCCUACAGGGGCAGAAUCCAGAAGCUGCCAGGCCUGGCCAGGUGCCCAUGAGGAAAAGACAGCUGCCUGCUUCCUUCUGGGAAGAGCCGCGGCCCACCCACAGCUACCCCCUGGGGCUGGAGGGGGGACUGGGCCCCAGGGAGGGACCUCCCUAUGAGGGUAAGAAACACUGCAAGGGCUUGGAGCCCGUGGGGCCCGAGACGGCCCCCGUGCCCGCAUCCCCAAGGGCACCCGCUGAGAAGGAGCCACUCAAGAUGCCUGGGGUCUCCCUGGUGGGCCGUGUCAAUGCCUGGAGCUGCUGCCCCUUCCAGUACCAUGGACAGCCCAUCUACCCGGGCCCUCCAGGGGCCUUGCCUCAGAGCCCGGUCCCCAGCCUGGGCCUCUGGAGGAAAAGCCCAGCUUCCCCAGGGGAGCUGGCCCACUUCUGCAAGGAUGUGGGUGGCCCAGGGCAGAAAGUGUACAGACCCGUGGUCCUGAAGCCUAUCCCCACCAAGCCGGCCGUGCCCCCGCCCAUCUUCAACGUCUUUGGCUACCUCUAGCCCGGCCAGGAGGGCCUCGGCCCCCACCUCCAGCCUGCAGGGGUGUCGGGGGCCCCAGGAGCUCUCCGUGUGAGGGGUGGGCUGGGCGGCAGUGUAGCCUCUUGGGAGCCUUCCCUUUGUGUAUGUGUGGGAGGGGGAGGGCAGGCCUGGGGCAGGGGCUUCUCAGGCAGUCUCCGAGUCAGCCCUUGCAGCCUUGGGAGCUAUGGGGCAGGCGUGGUCGGCCCCUCCCCAACCAGGCCAGGGCCCGACAGAUCGUCCCGCCAUCCCUGCGCAGACUUGGGACGAUGGGGCUUUGCCCUUGCCUGCCGGCCACCCCAGAAGCCAGAGUUACACAUCUGUUCAUCUGCCACCCACUGUGUAAGCCAUUUUCAGUUCUGUUCUUUUUGUUCUUUGUAAAUAUUAAGAAGGUUAAAAGAAUAAAGACAUUUCUUUUGCAGUUUCCACAUUUCGGGUGUCAGGAAGUGGAGUGAUCCCCAGGCCUAAGCAAUGCUGGCUGUGUCCAGGUGGAGGGCCACUUAUGGAGGUGACUGAUUGUGGGGGAGACCAGGAGUGGCCCACAGACCUAUGAGACGUCUGGGAAUGGGCUCUGGGGGCCAAGAGCUCAAGUCAAAGGAAGGAGAGUGAGCGCGAGCUGCCAGGGAAGGAUGCUCUGGUUGCCUGCGUCAGAGGACAGAGGCUGGUGGGGCCUGGAUCCCUGGGGUGUCCAACCUGCUCUGGACAACAGGGAGGCUGGGACCCGGGGAGGCGGAGCUGUGGUCCUGGCUCUGCCCUGGGAUGUGCGACUGGACCUUUCCUCUUGGAGCCUCCUUGUCCCACCUGCAGGAUGAGGGGCGGGAUGAGAAUGGUCCCUCUGCCGUGCCUUCCACUCCGAUUACGGCUGUGCCAAGGCGGGCAUGCCCGACCCUGGUCAGAGGGGCAAUCAGGCCAAACAGGAGCUGAGCCCCUAGUGGAUGAAAUAACCGGUCAUUGGAGCAAAACUGUUUCUCUUUCAAACAUCAUCUUUGCUUCUAUGUCCAGGGGCAAAACAAAAACAAGGAGCAAUAAUCUCUAGCUAAUUCGGAUUCCCAGGGUCUCUGCUGAUGGCUCUCUUCCAGGGCCUGGUGCAGUGCCCACACAUGAGGCGCCCUGUCAGUGGAAAGACGAGGGCCUCUGUCUGUGACAGCGCACAGAGGGGGCGCUGGAGGCAGGGAGAGGCCCUGGGUUUGCCCCAAUAACGCCCAGCUAGCAAAGCCACUGCAGGGGCCUCCGCCCGCACGCUGGCCCAGGACCUGCUCUGCUGUGUGCAGUGUGGCUCCAUGGCCGAGAGCGCAUGCACCUGCCAGGGGUGCUGAGCCGCUCACGUCAUCAAAGCACGGUUCUCACAACCGGGACUCAUGCAGGGGGCAGCCCUGGCUGGGGCCAUGGUACCCUAAUCAGCAGCAUGAUGUUGAACAAGUUAAUCCCCACUCUGUGCCUCAGUUUCCUCCUCUGUAGAGUCGGUGACUAGACCAAGGAUAGAGACGUGCACCCCUUCCGCACCCAAGGCAGGUACCAUCGCCUGGUCACAGACUCUCCUUUAGGGCCCAAAUACGGCCUCGGAAUCCUUCCUAACACAAGGCUCCAGAAUUAGUGAUUGCUAAGGGCCUGUCCUAACCUGCCUGCUUUUACUCUGCACGUUCUCUGGAGCGGGGCAUCCACAUGGAGGGGCAGUUCAUGCUCUGGGAAGUGAGUGAGUUUCUGUUGGUUUAUGUCUGAUGGUCUCGGAGGACUUCAGUGCCACGAAGGCCACUUGACACAGGCAGAGUUGUUCUGAGUAAUUAUGUGGCACACUGGAUAAAGGAGUCCUCAGCCAGGACCCACACCUCAGGCUGCUCUGGUCUUAGUGAGCAGGACGGGGACCAGCAGGAGAUGUGUGCCCUCCUCUCCCUCUGCACGUCAUCACGAAGGCCCUUCUGGAUCCGUUCUGAUGAGGCUCAGCCCCUCCACACUGUACAGCAUAGUUUUGAAAGCCCUAAUCCAGGCCCUGCCCCCUACCAGCUGUGUGAUCUUGGGCAAGUUACCUAACCUCUCUGUGCCGAAGUUUCCUCAUCUGAAAAACGUGAUUGAAAAUAGACCUGCCGCGUGGGUAGCUGUGGCAAAGAUGUGAGUGCCUGGCUCUCCAGUACCACACAAGUGGCGAAAAGCAGCAUUGAGCAAAAGUCACUUCUCCCAGGUGUCUGGUGACUGUAGGUCCUGCCACACCAGUAUUUCAGUGUUGGUUAUGAAUGGGGCUGCCCACAGGAACGGGCACCCAGGCCAUCCACCCACUGGCUCUCCCUGGAGCAGGAGCUGAGCUCCGCCAGGCAUGUUUUCUCAGGGUGCUGCCCUCUCGGGCGUUGCCUUUCCCGGGGGACCCCCGGCGAUGCCUUCACUCAAACGCAGAGGCAAGGAGGCUUCGUCUGGAAGCAGAAAGCUUCACUGGGAUGUGGCUCAGCAGAAGCAGAGGGCAUCAUGGUUCCCCGCGUGGAAACAGUAAGUUGGGGGAAAACCCAUCUAAGAAAGCUUCAGUAUUGAAAAAAAAAAAGAGUCCACCACAGCAGGAGCCGCCGCAGCAGCAGAUGCUCGCCUGACCAGACGGUGACUCGUGUGGGUUCACGGUGAAGCCAGGAGCUCCCCUCCUGCCCCAGCCUCCAGUCCCCAGCACUGGCCAGACGCCCCUCUCUGAGGAUCUUAAGGCUUUGGUGAUGCUGUGAGACACCUCUGAGGCUGACGUCCUCCCAGAGGCUGGGUAAGCAGGGGUGGCGGCGGCCUCUGCAGGGGGUGACGGCUGUCAAGUCCUCUUGACAGCGGUGAUGGUCAAAAAACGUAACCACCUGCCCGGCCUGAGCACCGACCAAUCAGAACGGAGCCUCGGGAGCAAGCAAGCAUUUACCCUUGAGCGGUUGGGGGCGGGAAGGGGGGACAGGGACCUGAGAAAGCCAAGGCUGAGCAAGGCUCUUGGUGGGGAGCGGCCCUGAGCAGCAGCUGUGACCAACUGGCAGGGACGUCCAUCAAUAUUCUAAUACAGCACCGGUGCAUUCCAGGCCCAGGGGCCCCAUAUCCCACCAAUAAAUGGUGCUGAUGCUGAAUGCAGUGACAGAGGCCUCCUUCCCCACACCCCCCACCUCCCUCCUCAGCCUCACCUCCUCCAGGGGGGCAGCUCCCUCAGCCCAGCAUCCCCACCAUGCCCAGUGCCUGAGGCCACUGCCUGUUAGGACUGUCUUGGACAUUAGGUGACCUGAGCAGUGCUGUAGUUUGAGUUUGCCUGAUACCCAGCCACACUCCAAAUGCACUGAACAUCUUUCUGCCCGGUCCCAUCCCUGCCUGCCACCCCCAGCCAAGAUUAAAGCCUCUUCCCCUGGCUGCCAGGGCAGCACAGGCAUUUUUCAGGCAGGGUUUUCCCCACUUGGACACUUCCCCUGAGGUCCCCUCCCCCCGCUGCACUGGGUUGAACAUCCCCAGUCUGGGAGGACACAGGUUUCCUUCAGGAUCUCUACAGCAAGGCAGCGUGGGACCCUGGGCUAGCACUGUCGGGCUGAAACCCUGGGGACCUGCUGUGUGUGCCCAAGCCAAGUGCCUUUCCCUCUCUGGAGCUGCUUUCCCAACUGUACCUGGAGAGAGUGGGCAAGGUCAGCUGAGUCCCGUCUGACCCGUGGUUGGAAAGUGCUGCUGGUGGCCUCUUCCUCUUCAGGCCCAUACUGGGACUUACUGGUUCCAUGGAAACCCAGUGUCAGAGCCGGCAAGACUACCAGGGGCCAUGACAAAAAGGAACCCAAGGCCCCAGAGGAGCGAGCCUGGCAUCAGCGCUCCCCCACUGGCCUGGAUGCUCACUUUCCAAAGGCAGAAAUGACAUUCGACCUUGCUCAAGGCUCUUCUGGACCCUGGGCAGGGGCCCGGCGAGGGCUCCUGGCGAGGUGGCCUGGCCUGGAGGCCUGCAGAGGGGCCCACACUCCAGUGCCUUUCAUCGGCCUUUUGGAGAGAGCGCCGCAGCUUCUGCGGAGGCAGGCCGUGCCCGUCUCAGCGCACAGGACUCAGAACACGAGAAGGCGCUACGACUGUGCUGAGCCUCAGCUCUCUCAGCUACGCCCCAAAAACAGGCCGGCAGCGUCCCCUGGCUCCACCACAGAGCCACGUGAGGACCAGAGGAGGCAAGGCAGGGCACAGGGCUUCAUGCCUCUGAAGUCUGGUGCCUUUGCAAGGGUUGAUGGCGGCCAUCACUCCAGCACCCUCGCUCAGAGUAGCCAGUACGUAGAUUUGUUUUUUCCCCUAGUAUUUCAACUUUUGUAGCAAAACAGGGGUGAGUACGACGUGAAGACAGAGUGCCAGGGGAGAUGUGUGUGUAAGACAGACAUCCUAGGUGUUGGGAGACUUGUAAGCACAGAGAGCCUGUCUGUGAUGAUGCUCCUGUUUCCAUGGUGACUGAACCUGGACAGAACAACUACCCUCGGGGGCUCCCAUCACAAGGCAGAACCCUGCCGCCUCUCCUCGGCCAUCAGGUCUCUUCUGGUGAAUGAAGGACACACUCAGAAGCCCAAACCGAGGUGACAGGCUCAGGGGUCUGUGUGCC